Messenger RNA from Soboliphyme baturini, 621 nucleotides. The record is from the annotation of a GenBank genome assembly. Lineage: Eukaryota; Metazoa; Nematoda; Enoplea; Dioctophymatida; Soboliphymatidae.
CUGGAGCCCACCUGGAGUCAGAUAAUUAGUGGCGGUGAAAAUGGACAUGAAAACCGUCGGAACUUUAUUCGAUGCAUUUCAUGCCAUGAAGUCUUAAUUAGCCCCGUCCAGUUACCGUGCCAUCAUGUGUGCUGCAUUUCGUGUGCUCGGAAGAACCGCGACGCUUCUAACGUAACCAGCUGUUCGGAGUGCAACGAAGCGUUUCGGCUUAGCGAUGAAGAGAUCCAAGAGGAUAGCUUGAUCAAGUUUUUCAUCGAUUCUUUGUCGGAAAAAUCUGAGGUCUGUGCCAACUGCGAUCAGGUCUGCGACUGCAUGGUUUUCUGUGAGACAUGCCAACAGGCGUUGUGCAUGGAAUGCAAGCAAGCCACACACCAUGCAAAGAUGUUCCAGUGCCAUAAGCUGACCGUGCAGGAGGAACGCAUCAACGGCGGUACGGUACGAAAAUGCGGUAAACACGGGGAACCGCUCAUCCUGUUUCGAUCAGAUACAAAGUCGUUAGCGUGCAUCAGCUGCUUUCUGCAAGUGAAGGCGGAAUCUCGAAUCCAUUUCCUCGACUUAGACGAGGCGUACUGCCGAACUUUGAAAAAGCUUUCCAAGUUGCUUGAGGUAAUUGUGAAAUAG